Molecule: messenger RNA, 2151 nt
Organism: Lytechinus pictus (painted urchin)
Lineage: Eukaryota; Metazoa; Echinodermata; Echinoidea; Temnopleuroida; Toxopneustidae
Product: aqualysin-1-like
Exons: 8
Coding region: 267-1400 (377 amino acids)
Biological process (GO): proteolysis
Molecular function (GO): serine-type endopeptidase activity
Source: RefSeq, a predicted model, not a curated record
ACUCGAGAGGGGAAAUAUAAUAGCUGCGUGUGUCUGGUAUAGCUUGACGAAAAUUAAGUUUAACUGAAAAGAUGAGCACAAGAUGAGGGGCGGGUUCAGUUUUGGUAGCAUAAGAGUAUAAUUAUGUAAACCAUUUGCGCACGGAUUCACUACUCUAUGAACUCCACUGCGUGAAGCUGUUUACAUUUAAAAUCACAACCCGGUGUAUCGCAGCUGUACCCUGAAGGAUAGUUAAACUUUGGCAAAGAGGUGGAUUUCGAACAAAAAUGUUGGUUUUGAUGAUUUUGACUGCCUUUCUGGCGACCAGUUUGGCCCAUAAUGUAACAUUUUACAAGGUUGAUGAACCAAUUGAGGACCACUACAUCGUUGUAUUGAAGUCUGGCUAUGACGUGGCACCCAUCAAGAAUCUCAUCCUGAAAGAUCGUUCUGGAAUCUUCCGAGAGUCCCGUAUCAAACACACCUACACAAAGGCCAUUAAUGGCUUCUCAGCAAAACUAUCACAGAGAGCUCUCGAAAAGCUUCUUUAUCGUGAUGAAAUCAAGUACAUAUCGCAAGAUGGUAUAGUCAAUGCUUCUACCGUAGCUCAGUGGGGCUUAGACCGUGUCAACCAACGGAACCUACCUCUUACUGGAGAAUACAGUUUCACUGGAAAUGGCUCUGGCGUCAGUGUUUACGUUAUCGAUACAGGAAUCUAUCCACAGAGCACGUUCUUUGGAGAUCGGGCGAAAAUUGCAUUUGACGCACUUGGAACUGGUGCUUAUGGUGUAGACUGCAAUGGCCAUGGAACCCAUUGCGCUGGUACCGUAGGAGGUGAGAUAUUUGGAGUUGCCCCGGGUGUUAAUCUCUUUGGAGUACGUGUUCUUAAUUGCCAGGGAAGUGGUUCAACUUCUGAUGUCAUCGCAGGUUGUGAUUUUGUAGCGCUUUACGCCGUGAAGCCGGCCAUAGCUUCGAUGUCUCUAGGAGGCGGCCCCCAGCAGGCAUUAGAUGACGCCGUCAGAGGGAUGAUCAAUGCUAGCGUACCCACAGUUGUUGCUGCUGGCAACUCCAACAAUGAUUCAUGUCUUUACUCUCCCGCCAGAGUCGCAGAGGCGAUAACUGUUGGCGCUACAGGUAUCAACGAUCGUAGGGCUUAUUUCUCCAAUUAUGGGAGUUGUGUUGACCUGUUUGCCCCUGGUGUCAAUAUCCCAAGUGCAUCAAUAAGCGGAAAAGAGUACACACUUACAAUAAGUGGAACAUCAAUGGCGUGUCCUCAUGUAGCAGGCGCAGCAGCUAUUGCUCUCGCUAACGCCGAAGAACUGUCCCCUGCUGACCUGAAAACGAAACUCAUGGAAGAUACAACUGAGGGAGCGGUAUUCGAUGUUGGAACUGAUUCUCCUAACCGUCUUCUGUACGUGGGCUAGGAACCUAGCCAUUCGGGGAAAGACCAGUGGCGGCACAUUAUUUUUUAAGUGGGUGGGGUGUGGUGUGGGGAGGUGGCGGGACGUAAACUAAAAAUAAGAUGAGAUAAUUUUUUAAGAUCGAAAGAUGGUAUUUAAAAGCAUUUUACAGUCUGAUUAUGAUGUUUAUGUCAGCAUAUAUCUGCUAUUUACUAGUGACUCUACAUUUAUUUCGUUCUUUUUUUUUUUUUUUUUUCUUUGGGGUGACGAAGGGGGGGGGCAAAAACUUCCCCGAUGUCCCCGCCCCUUGGCUGUAAACCACAAGCCAUGAGAGCAAUGGUACUUUGAACUCUUCAGAGUUCAGAGAUUGGAAUAAAAUGAUGAUCUUAAUAGUAAUUAUGAUUACUUUUAAAUAUCUAGUGCACUUGAUCUAUGUGGUAUAGGUAGUAAUCUCGUUUCAGAUUUUUUCCGAUGGUCUUCAAUUUUCAAAGUGUUCAACUGUUUAAAACCGUUUUAGGAUAAAUACAUGCAAGCAUUUUAUAUGGCACAUGGAUUUCAUAUAAUGUUUAAUUCCUUUAUUUCUCUAGUAUGUUCUCGUAAAAAUAUAAUAUUUGCUAAUUGUUAUUCUUCUCUGGUGUCUGAUUUUGAUAAAAUCAAUUAGCGAUGAAAGCUCUAUGUUAUGCAGUAAUCACAUAAUCGUAUUUUUCAUUCAUUAUUCAUGUGACAUUAUUCAACUAUAUGCGAAAUAUAACUGAUUAAUGUUUUUGUUACAUGU